AUGACCAAAGUUGAGUUGAUGGGUUCUACUAUCGAGACUAAGUUCUUGCAGACCGAGAAAAACCAUGCCACCCUGACUACUCAAAUGGAAGACUUGACAUUGGCACAGGCCGUAGGGCUAAAUGUUGAAUCAGAGCUUUUCUACAUCUUUGUUUCUGAGCCUAUGUUUGAUAAAGACGAAGACCCUCUCCUGGAACCUCUUGUCGCGAAGGUCCUAAGGGGUUCGGUACCAGCAAAUGAGCCAAUCCCAAUGAGUGAUAAGGACUCUGGUGAUAGUGAGAUCUCUUCCUUGAGGCUGCCUUCUCUAAUAGUGCCCUUCUAUCCUUGGGACCCUUCCCUUGCAAAUAUCCUUCCUGGCCAAUGGAACCCUCUACCAAUUGGGGAGUUUAGGGAACUUAAGGACCUAUAA
Messenger RNA from Ilex paraguariensis (yerba mate), 408 nucleotides. NCBI's taxonomy places the organism in Eukaryota, Viridiplantae, Streptophyta, Magnoliopsida, Aquifoliales, Aquifoliaceae. The record is from the annotation of a GenBank genome assembly.